CAGGGGCUGGUUGUGUUCAUUCUUGUUUUGGGGUUUAAAGGCUUUAACACGUUUGGUAGACAGCAGUCUGGGUGGAUUUCGGGGCACUACCAUAUUUACGCAGUGUUGACAAUGUCAGGCACAUGACAAUAACAUUGCACCCGGGAGACUCAUGACUCUUCCUGAAUGACUGUGUAUGUUAACGGCAGUUAGUCAUAGAUUAGGCUACCUGAAUGAAUUUAGAUAAUGUCUAUACGCAGUCAUGUAUUUUAAGGGAGGGAUACUAGCAAUCAUUGACUGACAACAUUUCUAUUUUAAAGGCAUGACAAUGAUCUUAAAAUAGUAGUAGGCCUAGUAGUAUACAAACCUCAGCGUGAAUCCAUACCAUUAAAACCCUUUCGAACUAAAGCUGCACACUUAAUUGGAUGAGACCAUUGGCCAUAUUUGUGCUCCUCCAUCUGCAUGGUGGGACUUAGAGGUUUAAGACAUGGGCUUCAGCUGUCUGUCAGUUGACUAUAGCAGUUAAAUGCUGUGGCAGAACGUACUGAUUGACCUGGGGAAUGAGUAAUGGAGGUUUCAGCAUGUCUGAGUAGCCAGGACAGCAGCAGCAGCAGCAACAUCAGCCCAACAUGUGGUCCAUUUGGCUUGCUGUCAGAACACCGAGGGGAGAGGGGAAAAUAUAAAACGUCCUCUUCCGUCUGUCAAAGGGGAUUGAAAUGGACACUGUUGUUCCACAGCCGUUGGAGACAUAUUGACCCCCUCGGUUAUGGUUGUGAUGCUUUACAUAGAGAACAGAACAACAGUUGAAACCACAAAAGGUGGACUCUCCAUGUCAGAAACAGAAAGAGUUGUACUGCCAAAGUCUAUCGACGACAUCGGAGAAAAGAUCAUAUACCUGCUGGCCUACCAUGUGACCUUCAUCAUGUUCGUGUGGGCCUACUGGCAGACCAUCUUCACAAGUCCCAUGAACCCCCUCAAGGAGUUCCACCUGUCCUACUCGGACAAGGAGCUGCUGGAGCGUGCCGACCGGGGCGAGUCUCAGCAGGAGAUCCUGAGACGGCUGGCCAAGGACCUGCCCAUCUACACCCGCACCAACUCUGGAGCCAUCCGCUUCUGCGACCGCUGUCAGCUGCUCAAGCCUGAUCGAUGCCAUCACUGCUCAGUCUGUGAUAAAUGUAUUCUGAAGAUGGAUCACCAUUGUCCCUGGGUGAACAACUGUGUUGGAUUCUCCAACUAUAAGUAUUUCAUGCUCUUCCUGGCCUACUCCUUACUCUACUGCCUAUUUAUCACUGCCACAGAUCUUCAAUACUUCAUCCGAUUCUGGACGGCUGAAGGUAGAGCGCAUGAUCGUCUGAAAGAAUACCUGAACGGACUUCCAGACACGCAAGGCAAGUUCCACAUCAUGUUCCUGUUUUUUGCCUCCUCCAUGUUCUCCGUCAGCCUGGCCUCUCUGUUCGCCUACCACUGCUGGCUGGUCUGCAAGAACCGAUCUACACUGGAGGCGGUGCGAGGCCCUGCCUUCCGCCACGGGACCGACAAGAACGGCUUCGGCCUGGGGUUCAGCAAGAACUUCCGCCAGGUGUUCGGGGAUGGGAGGAGAUACUGGCUUCUUCCUGUCUUCUCCAGUCUAGGAGAUGGUUGCUCCUUCCCAACCUGUCUGGUCAACCAGGACACAGAGCAGCCAUGUUCCCCUGAAGGCCACAACGCUAACAAGAUUGCAACGGAAAUCCAGUUUCCAGCCAAGCCACUGAGGGAGUCUCAGAGUCGCCUGCUCAGCAGCACCCCCUCGUGGAUAGAGAGUGACAGUGCAGAGGACAGAGAGAGGAAUGGUACCAGCAACCCUAUAAUGAUAAUAGAACAUGAGGCGUAGGCUUCUAUUCAGAAUCAAGACGUGUAACCCUAAACUCCUGGGUGUGCCUAUCAGGACGUGAAGUGGUGUGACACGAUGUCUGUCGUCGUUCAUAAUGCGUACAGCCGUAUGCGUCAGACAAGGUUUACUUCAACACCACAGAAUAUGCAGAAAUCACAACAAUAACAACAACAACAACAACAACAAUAGACCAAACCCGGAGACCUCUUAAAAGAGUCAACUAGUGAACAACAAAGGAUACAAACAGGUUAACCCAUUCAGUUCCUGAGAAGGAAGGGACAGGAACGGCAUUCCAGAAUAUGAGACUUUGAGUUUGUCCAUUUGUUAAGCACAGUAUUGUAAUGACUGCGGUUUUGCACUUUGUAUAAUAUGAAUAUUAGUCUGGUUAAGCUGCUUUUGAUAACACCAUGAAUGCUCAACAGUUUAAAGGGUUGCUCAUCGCUGGGUAAAUCUAGACCCCGUUUCUUUGAUUGCUCAUGCAAGAGUUUAAUGGUAGAAAUGAAUGCUACAUUUUGGUUUUGUGAAACAGUGCACAUUAUAGCUUCCAGUGACAUUUGGGUUUUAUGGGAGUCUCCAGUUGAAGGCCUUUAUGUCAGUGUAGUUUCUUCUGCAUUUUUGAGUGAUAUAAAAAAUAAUCUGGGAUGGGGUCCCCCCUCUCCCUGACCACAUCAUCUACAUGCAAAGUGUUGUAAAAAACGAACCCAGUGCAUGCUUGAUCUCAGUGAAAUCGAAAUGCUUUGCCGUAUUGAACUGUAUGCAGGACAAUGUUAUUAUUUCUUUCUUGCUUGUGAUGAGUGUGUGAAGCUGUUUAGUGAAUCUAUGAACAAGGGCUCCGUUGUCUGACUGCUUGGGUUUUAUGUGACCGUAUGAGUGAGGGCGUGUGUCGCCCUGUCACAAACACACUGUUAAUUUGUAUUUCUCUGUAUAACGGCAGUUGGCUUCCCUAUGCCAGAUAGUGCAUGUAGGUCUGGCAUAGUUUCCACCACACACUGCCAGAUAAUGUUCCCUGGUCUGUUUUCACCCAGAGGCGUCACUCCGGACGGGAAUCGCUCAUAAGCGGUUCUUAUUUGAUUGGUUUAUUUUUCCACAAAUGUAUUGAAAGUGGAAGCAAGAGUCGCAAUGAGUAUUUUAGGCUUAUCGGAUUGUGAAAAGAAGGACAAUUACUGAAUGUAUUGCAGAAAUAAAGAAAGGUUGCUAUGG
Messenger RNA from Gadus macrocephalus (Pacific cod), 3049 nucleotides. It is a transcript of the gene zdhhc2, whose product is annotated as zinc finger DHHC-type palmitoyltransferase 2. Bases 746 to 1849 code for a protein of 367 amino acids. Gene Ontology annotation, cellular component: Golgi apparatus; endoplasmic reticulum. Lineage: Eukaryota; Metazoa; Chordata; Actinopteri; Gadiformes; Gadidae. The transcript has 14 exons. The record is from RefSeq and is a predicted model, not a curated record. Gene Ontology annotation, molecular function: protein-cysteine S-palmitoyltransferase activity. Gene Ontology annotation, biological process: peptidyl-L-cysteine S-palmitoylation; protein targeting to membrane.